Molecule: messenger RNA, 705 nt
Organism: Trichoplax adhaerens
Lineage: Eukaryota; Metazoa; Placozoa; Uniplacotomia; Trichoplacea; Trichoplacidae
Exons: 1
Coding region: 1-705 (234 amino acids)
Biological process (GO): osteoblast differentiation; negative regulation of cell differentiation; negative regulation of BMP signaling pathway
Source: RefSeq, a predicted model, not a curated record
AUGUGGUGUCAAUGGUUAUACUUUGCUUUACUGUUGUCAAGUUUACAACUAAGCGUUGGAAAAGCACUAUCUAUUAACGCAAUACCGACUCUAGAUCUUCGACCUGUUCCUAGUGAUGAUUUAGAUGAUAUUAAAGCGCCCUCUUUUCAAGCUGAUUCGCUACCACUGGCACAGACUAUUGAUCAUCCUGCAUUAAGGAAGAAACUAGGCAAAUAUUACGAUCCACAGUAUAUGUCGAUAGGAAAGCCAAGAUUACCCCAUUACUUAGCUAAUAAUACUAACUUGUCACAGUACGUGGUUAAAGUAACAGGAUUAGACGAGAAAACUGUGUUACCACAGUUUAAAGAUUUUAAAUUGACGGGGUAUGAUGGUAAAAUCUAUAAAAUUGGCCGUGACAGUCGUAAAAAAGUUAAAAGGUGGUUAUCGUCGACAACGUUCUGUCGAGUUCAAUAUAAAUGGAUCGAUUUAAGUUCAGCUAUUUGGCCUCGAUAUAUUUUACAGGGAAGUUGUAUUAAUGACAGAUCUUGUUCAAUUCCGCCUGGUAUGACCUGCCGUGGUACAGAGUAUAAAUAUAAAAGAUUAUUAACUUACACAUGUUUAAUCAAACGAUCUCACGAUAAAAAUGGUAAAACAAUUGUUCAUAAGCGUUGUACUUGGAGAAAGUUUAAAUUUCCAAUUCUUACUCGUUGUGAAUGUAAAUGUUAA